AUGGGACUCUUAUCAUCCACGAAACCCAUCCAAUCGGAGAUCAUCGAGAUGCCCUCAUCCAGCUCUCCACCCGAAUCACAGAUCAUCGACUCGUCUGCAGCUGAAAUGGGACAAGAAGAUCCCAAGAAAGAAAAAGACCAAUCUCAGCAGGGAGGAAGUGGGAAAGUGAUAGAUGCAGUAUGGGGUGAGAUCGACCUGUCAGAUGGAUCAGGUCCUAAUUAUAGGAAUUUGAGUUGGGUGAAAGCGAGUGUUUUGGAAGUGAAAACUCAGAUAGGAUUGGGUGUUUUGGGUCUGCCUGCGGCAUUGAAUACACUGGGUUUCGUUCCCGGUAUAUUAUGUAUACUUGCUAUAGCCAUCAUAAUCACCUGGUCAGACUACGUGGUCGGAACUUUCAAGAUGAAUCAUCCAGAGGUAUAUACGGUAGCUGACGUCGGUUAUAUCAUGUUUGGACCUUGGGGGAGGGAGAUACUCGGAUUUGCAUAUCUACUCGAAGUAGUAGCCACCGGCGGCGCUUCCUUCCUAUCCAUCUCAGUAGCGUUCAACGCCAUCACAGACCACGCGACCUGCUCGGUCGUAUGGGCCAUCAUCGGUGCAGUCGCAGUCGGUAUCCUUUCAUCCAUCCAGACACUAGGAAAAAUAUCAUGGCUGGGCUGGGUAGGAUUAGUAUCAAUCAUGUCAGCCAUUAUCACUCUGAUGAUCGGUGUUGGGAUAUCAUCAAAACCAUCUUUGGCACCUGAGGGAAUCCAAGGUGUAGAUUGGCAGAUCACCACUCAGGCAGUCGCUCAUCCAAGCUUCGUAGAAGGUAUCAACGCAGUCUGUAUCAUCAUCUUCGCCUAUGCUGGAACGCCAAAUUUCUUCAAUAUCGUUGGGGAAAUGAAGAAUCCAGAGGAUUUCACCAAAUCGGUACUUGUUGGACAAACUGCUAUCACCACUAUAUACCUUGUCGUAGCUGCUGUGGUGUACCAUUACGUAGGACAAUACAUCGCCUCGCCAGCUUUGGGUUCAGCAGGAGUGGUGUUGAAAAGAGUUUGUUACGGUUUGGCAUUACCUGGUUUGGCCGUUGGUGGGACACUGUUCAUGCACGUCGCUGCUAAAUACAUCUUCGUUCGAGUUCUGAGAAAUUCAAGACAUUUAGCUAAGAACACACCUACCCACUAUUUCGCUUGGUACGGGUGUGUCAUCCUUGUCUGCGCAGUGGGAUUCAUCAUCGCAGAAGCUAUCCCAUUUUUCAAUGAUUUACUCUCGCUCAUCGGUGCCCUGUUAGCCACGGUAAUCUGCAUCCAAAUGGAGGCAUUCAUGUGGAUGUGGGAUAACAUCCGUUCACCCACUCGAGGUACACUCUCGUGGAACUUGUUGAUGGCGAUGAACAUCUUGUUCUUCGUGCUGGGCUGGUUCUUGAUGAUUGCUGGUACUUAUGGAUCGGUAGUGACGAUCAACGAUAAUUUCAAGAGUGGUGAUGUUGGGAGCGCUUUCAGCUGUGCUGAUAAUAGUUAG
Molecule: messenger RNA, 1494 nt
Organism: Kwoniella botswanensis
Lineage: Eukaryota; Fungi; Basidiomycota; Tremellomycetes; Tremellales; Cryptococcaceae
Exons: 10
Coding region: 1-1494 (497 amino acids)
Biological process (GO): amino acid transmembrane transport
Molecular function (GO): L-amino acid transmembrane transporter activity
Source: RefSeq, a predicted model, not a curated record